AUGUCCCUCAAGCAACCUUCUCUCGAGCCUGGCUUCCGCCUGGAGGUAGCAACUCCAGAUGACAUGCCAGAGAUCUGGCAGAUCUAUCAGGCAGCUUUUGAGGAUGACGAGCAGAUAAUCGGUAUCUUUCGGAAUGUAGUCAAUCCAGACGACAUUUAUCCUUGGCUUUGUGACCAUUUCACUCCUCGGUUCAACUUUCCCGACAUCAUCACUUACAAGAUAACAGAAGAUGCGUCUGGAGCCAUUGCAGGCUGGACAGCUUUACAGAUCCCAUGGAAAUAUCUGCAUCCAUCAGUAAUGACAGAACAGCUAAAGGCUAAAGCCACAAAGUCAGAAUUGCCGCCGCCUUUACCAGGCAUGGAUAUGCAAUCGCUCGCAGACUUAUUUCGAACGUUCCGUGAGUCUAAAAAAAAUGGUUAUGAUCCUGAAAAUGAUUACCACCGCAAAGGAACCAUGAUCCGUCCCGACAUGCAAAGGAAAGGAUUUGGUUCUUUCCUCACCGAAUACUGUAAUCAGAUUGCGGAUCAAACGGCUGAUAGAGUAUGGACACGGGCCCGUCCAUCAUCCCUGAGAAUGUUCCAGAAGAAUGGUUUCGUCAUCGCUAGCGUCUUUGAUUGCAAUCAUGAACGAUGGGGCGGCACGCGCGAAAAAUCUAUAAACUAUAUACUCCUUCAUUCACCACCAGGCAGCUCAACUGGAAAGGAUCUUACGAGAUAA
Blumeria graminis f. sp. triticale is the source of this 717-nucleotide messenger RNA. Lineage: Eukaryota; Fungi; Ascomycota; Leotiomycetes; Helotiales; Erysiphaceae. The record is from the annotation of a GenBank genome assembly.